Messenger RNA from Notodromas monacha, 2973 nucleotides. The record is from the annotation of a GenBank genome assembly. NCBI's taxonomy places the organism in Eukaryota, Metazoa, Arthropoda, Ostracoda, Podocopida, Cyprididae.
AGUUGAACAUCAGCAAGUUCAAGGUCGUGGCUCGACUGGGUCUCAUGCACCUGAUAGCUGCAAAUGUUUGCGUUUGGAUGAGGACCAUCGCGAGGGAAGGUCUGAAAGACUUCACCAGAUACUAUGUCAAACACUCCGGUGGACCUUCUGAAGACCAGAUGAUCCUCAAUCGCGUGAAUUUGUCAGCUAUAUCGACCAGCCGCCAAAGCCCAGACAGUGACUCGGACAACAGCCCCUACGGAGACGACGGGAACGGUCAGGAAUCUGCCGGAAUAAUCAACAACAAUGAUGAUGGACUGAUUAACGGGACUGUUUGCGAAAGACUGAGUAUCUUGGGCACCCUGAGGGACGACACUGCCCCGUACCUGUACCCGGUCGUGGUUCAAUACAGCUUCGUCGCUGCUGUUGUGCUAUUCGUCAUCUGGCUGGACGUCGGUCGCUAUCCCAAAUACGCCCCCGAGGCGGAAGACUCCGGCGACGUUGAGCCUCAGCAGGCGCCAGCAGCGGCGCCGCCGCCCCCGAGGCAAACCGGGCCCGUGCAGACCGACGGAGACGCGGAAGCGGAAGAGGAAGACGGGCCCAGUGGGCCACGUGCUUGUGCAGGGGCUCGCAAGGGACUGGUUUUCGGGUUGCUGCUCGUACUUUGCGCUGUUGCUGCAACCGUCUGCUACUUUGUGCUGCUGGAGAACGCCGAGUUGAAAAUGUACGCCAUCUAUCUGGCGGAUUCGGCACAUACCGCGCUGCUACUGAUAUCGUUGCUCGUCGUUCUCAUCGGAUGCUGCAGAGUGAAGAAGCUGAAAUUCGACCCGCACAAGGAGGAUUUGCUGAACGUUCUGCUGCUGCGGGUGUCGGGGUUCGCAGUGCUUCUCUACGCGACAGUGACGAUCAUUGCAGCUGCUUUGCGAUUCCUGAACCCAGCCCUGGACGUGCCAACAUUACUCGUGCUCGUCACUGCUGCUCUCACUGUGCUGGAAAUCGCGUUCCAGGCGCCGUUUGUGCUGGACGCCAACAAGAGGGCCAUCCACAAACAAACGCUGAAUGAGACGAAGCCUGGGAGACAAUUGAUCACUUUCCUUCUCCUCACCAACCUUGCCAUGUUCGCCAUCUACAUCGUCGAGGCGCAGAAGGUCGACCGUCUGCCUGUGCAGCUGAACUUCUAUGGAUAUCUGACGUGGACAGUCAUCCUGAAACUGGUUCUGCCGCUUUGCAUUUUCCACCGAUUCCACGGGGCAGCAAUUCUCGCAGAAAUCUGGAGGAACUCGUACAGAACUCUGCCAGAAUAAAUUCCGCAGGAAAUAUCGCACGUCAACAUCGUCAACCGCUUGGCGGGAAGAAAAAUGUCAAUCACUGCCAGGAUCAAAAACUGACCUUCUCCAACCUGUUUCCAUGUAUAGGAAAUAGAAAACCAAGUGUCUAGUCAACGAGCUCCUUUUUUUUUUUUAGUAAACGCGAACGAAGCUUGUUCUGCAUUAGAGGCAAGAAAUUGUAGGCAUGCUAGACCAGGCUUCCUUUUUUCAUUUUUACUGAAAUUUCAACUUUUGGAAGGUGACCAAGCGUAUAAGGAUGUGUUCAGCGGAAGACUACGCGAACUGAGACCUGGACUUAGAUACUCGCCAAAUAUUCUUCCCUCUAUUCCCGAGAAAGAAAAAAAAGAGUAAUUCCGAAGUACAAAGAAGAACGCGAAAAACAUUUCCACAAUGUCGAAGAUAUGGCGGAGAAAAUUAGUAGAUUAGUGAACCGAGGAAACCCUUUUUUCAUUUUUUUUCAGAAAUUCUUUUGUCGCGGAGGGAAAUUUAUGUCUACCCCGAUAAGAGCGGGAACGCAUUUCUUUUCCUGUUGAAUUUUCAGAAGUUUGAAUGGGAAAGAAAAAAGAUGUUUGGUACAUUUAAGACUCAGAAAGGAUCGAAUGGCUGCCGUUGUAACGUGAAUGAAUGCUCAUUAUCUGCGAGAAGAAAACCAACCCAAUGUGCUUCAAAGGUAAUCCGUUGGACGACUUGGUUUGCGUUAAACCUUGCUCGUGCCAGAAACGAAAAAAAAAAUUGCAGCAACGACGAAACAAAGUACGUGAUUCCUCACCCUUCAUGCUUUUUUUUUCUAAGAAGCAAAAAGAACCAAAUGUUGACGAGUUUGUCAAAAAAAAAGCUCUGCAAACGGCCGCUCAAAGAGAGACAAAGUUGCCAAAACAUUGCAAAAUUUGUGCAGCAAAGAAAAUAGUUUCCCAGGCAAAGCUUCAGAAAAGAAAAGAAAACCUGCUCAUGAAUCUACGGCUACAAUCUUUUCCCAGAAGAGGUGUUCAUUUAGCGCAAUUAGCUUUUCAUUGAGGGAAUAAAUCUGCGUGAAUGGGAAAGCAUUUUCGUCCGUGUUUCCGCGGGGAUAGUGAAGCGGUGAAUGUUUUUGAAUUUUAAUUUGCUUAAAAUAUCUCUCUUUCUUUGCGGAAAAAAGAAGACACGAAACGGAGAGAAUGUUAGUCAGAAUUUUUUUUUCCUUUUGGCGAGCUGCGAAUAGACGAGCGAGUGUUCAAACAGGAAAUCAACACGACCCCGAUGCUCAAAACUUGCAUUUUUUCAUAGCGUCGGAAACAUUUCCCUCAUUUCUUUUAGAGAGAAAUUGUUAAAGAAGGUGCAAUACCUCGGUGUCAUUUUCAUCUGAGCUGUAAAAAAAAAAACACAAGUGUCGGGCUGGAACAGACCUCGAUGUGAGCUUCUGCUUGUUGCUUUAAUCAUAGCUGUCGGACGUCGGAAAAAAAAGCAGCAUUUAUAUGAAAUCGGUAAUCAAAGCCAAGAAAGUGUUGGAAAUUCCGAUUCGUUUUCCUGUUUUUCCUUUUCAAGUCGGUUGUGGCUCGGUGUGUUGCAUGAAUGACACGAAUAAUACGGCUCCUACGUUUUCUGUUGCGCGUUGAAGUUUCUUUCUUGUUUUUUUGUGUACAAGUCGAUCUGAAUCUAGCGAAUGAAGAUUUUGUCCAGUUUUUCACAU